AUGGCGACCAGCGACAAGAAAAAGCUGCUGCACAACGUACGAUUAGAGGAGUCGAUUCAGGAGGUGUGGCAGCGCCAAGCCGACAUGCAACACACCAUGAUGAGCCACACCAGUCGCAGUCCUGCCCAAGUCCCCGCCGCACCGCAGCGACCCAACCGAGCAGAGAUCAAAAAGAAGAUCAAGAACAAGAAGAGCCGGAAGAGCAGGCCCCAGGCUAAUGUCGCCCGACCAAACACGGACGGCAAGCAGUCGCGCAAGGCAAGCUUGUGGUGUUGGGGCAAGUAA
Molecule: messenger RNA, 285 nt
Organism: Acanthamoeba castellanii str. Neff
Lineage: Eukaryota; Discosea; Longamoebia; Acanthamoebidae
Exons: 2
Coding region: 1-285 (94 amino acids)
Source: RefSeq, a predicted model, not a curated record